This is a messenger RNA of Saccharomycopsis crataegensis, 2109 nucleotides long. It is a transcript of the gene HEL2, whose product is annotated as E3 ubiquitin-protein ligase HEL2. The transcript has a single exon. The record is from RefSeq and is a predicted model, not a curated record. Gene Ontology annotation, molecular function: ribosome binding; ubiquitin protein ligase activity. Gene Ontology annotation, biological process: rescue of stalled cytosolic ribosome; protein ubiquitination. NCBI's taxonomy places the organism in Eukaryota, Fungi, Ascomycota, Saccharomycetes, Ascoideales, Saccharomycopsidaceae. The coding region runs from base 1 to 2109 and encodes 702 amino acids.
AUGAGUGAGAACUCUAAUACGGGAAACAGAUCUAGUGAUGGCAGGCGUGGCCGCCGAGGUCAAUCCUCCGGUCGUGGUAGAAUGGCAAAUAGCGGAGAUAGAAAAAAGCCAUCGUCCAGAAAUGGAAAUUAUAAAAGACUGGGUCAAAACACUGAUGAUCAGGGAUCUGGUAGCGGCUGGAAGAGAACUUUUGCAAACCCUGAAGAUGGCAAUGAAGAAGAAGAUGAUGAUGAUGAUUCCAUGGAACGAUGUAUUAUUUGUGAUUCCAAGAUUGUUCUUGCUGCGGUUCUGGACUGUCAGCAUACCACUUGCCAUGUCUGUACCCUUCGUCAUAGAGCAUUAUUCAAAAAGACAUCAUGUAUUGUUUGCCGUUCUGAAAGUACUCAAAAUUGCAUAGUGACGGAAAUAUUAGAUAAAAAUUAUGACGAGCUCUGUGGCUUGAAAAAUUUUGGAGAGUCAAAGACUUACAAACUUUCUUUUACCUCAAAAGAAGCAGAAGAGUCUACUCUUGGCUUGCGUGCUAACAAGUGUGUCGUUGAUGGUUGUGGUGAGGAAUUUCGCACAUUUAAAAAAUUAGCAGAUCAUGCCCGUAGUGCUCAUGACCGUCUCUAUUGCUUUAUCUGUGCUCUUUUCAAACAUGCUUUCCCUUGCGAAUUGCCAUUGUAUACCCAAUCUCAACUUCGACGUCAUCAGCGCGAUGGUGAUAAACGUGAUGGGUUUAAAGGGCAUCCAAAAUGUCAAUUUUGUACUAAUGAAAUGUUUUAUUCUGAUGAUGAAUUGAAUGUUCAUUUGAGAGAAAAACAUGAGAGAUGUCACGUUUGUGAUAAGAUUGACUCUGCUAAUCCUCAGUUCUUUAAAGAUUAUGAUGAUUUAUCUUUCCAUUUCAAUAGCGACCAUUACGUGUGUCCUGUUCAGGCGUGUCUUGAUAAGAAAUUUGUUGCAUUCGCGGAUGACAUUUCCUUAAAAGCCCAUAUGAUUAGUGAGCACCCAAAAAUUGUUGGUAAUGAUCGUACCCUACUCGGCAGCAGUGGGCCACUUCGUCCAAACGGAGGUAACAAUAGAAGAUAUCAGUCAUCAUUAUCAACUUUCCAAAAUGAAGGUGCUCCAAAGGGUGAUUCUGUGGAAACUAAGAAGUUACGUAUGGAAGAGAGAGCCCGUCACUAUUUAGUAUAUUCACAAGAAAAUUUUGAUAGAUUUCUUUGGCUUAACAAGGACUAUAAAAAUGGAAAGUUGACUUGCGCUGAAUUCUGGCAGGCUUAUAUCGAUCUUUUUUCAGAACAAUCCACCAGCGAAUUAGCGCUUCUUGUUCAUGAAUUUGUCGAGUUAUUACCAAAUGGCAAUCCUAAGUCAGAAUUACAAUCUUACAGCCAUACUAUUCUCCGUGAAGAAACUAAUAAGGAACUUUUCCCUGUACUUGGUGGAGGUAAUGGUCAUACUGAUGAAAGGGCAAUUUGGACAGCUAACCCUAAAAACCGAGUUGGAGGAGGGGUAGGUAGUAGUGCUCAAAGAUUUGGGAGAAGAAAUGUCUCAUCAACCGAGGAAUUUCCUGCGUUGCUGGCACCAACUAACAAGGCACCAGUCCUUAAUCAAAAUGUUAGAUAUAAAACUUUGACCCGCACAAAAAAAAAGACCGAAACACUUAGUGCUAGGGAAUUUGCCAGCUUACGAUUGAGUGAUAGUAGUGCAUCAUGGGCUGGUGGUAGCGGUAGUGCUAGCUCCAAAAAUAAAGGAAAGAAAGCGGUCAAUGAAGAAGAAUUCCCAAGUUUGAUGGCUCCAGCAGGUAAGGCACCAAAGAUCAAUCGUCAAGUCAAGUACACUACAAUGACCACUACAAAGAAGAAUGGUAAAACCAGUAUUCGUACCAGCAAUAGCUCCCAAGUUCCAGGGAGUAGUGGUGUUAGGAUUACUAUUGCUAGACGUCCAACAAAAGAUGGUGGAUUGAGUAUCACCAAUCACAACAACCAAGAGACGUCUGUUGAAAAUGGUACUUGGGGAGAACGGUCAACGCCUGAGCCACAAUUAACUUCAGACACCAGUGAUUCUGUGAGCAGUGGUAGCAGCACAAAAAAGAAGAAACAAAAACAAUUAUUAUUCCGUGUUGGUAUUUAG